Molecule: messenger RNA, 7755 nt
Organism: Helicoverpa zea (corn earworm)
Lineage: Eukaryota; Metazoa; Arthropoda; Insecta; Lepidoptera; Noctuidae
Gene: Eip93F
Product: mushroom body large-type Kenyon cell-specific protein 1
Exons: 7
Coding region: 942-3107 (721 amino acids)
Biological process (GO): regulation of transcription by RNA polymerase II
Cellular component (GO): nucleus
Molecular function (GO): DNA binding
Source: RefSeq, a predicted model, not a curated record
GCCGCGCACACAACAACACUAAUACUCAAAUAAAAAAAAAUCGCUAAAAACACAUCAAAAGAUGACAGUUCAAAUUCAAAUUCCCUAUGUUCGAAUUUAGAAAUGUCCGCUCAACAGGCGCGGGAAAGAGACGAACAUAACUCUGAGCGUCUGCUUCGGUGACGUCGACGGCCGGUGCAUAGCGAAAUAUAAUGAAAAGUGGCAGUAAUUUCGUUGUGUUUACGCGCUGUGCUAGUUUAUUUGGUUAAUAGCGGUUUGUUUUUCUAAUCGGCUGCGUUUGGACCGGUGGCGCCCUCUCCGUGGCCCAUUCCCGCUCCAUAGAUACACAUGGUUGUAUUUCAUGGAGCUGUCAAAACAUUAGCGACCUCGUGGACUGUGAUUUUGACGAGACUACCCCUUCGGGGGACGGCGUGAUGUGUGAUAGUGCAACUAGUUUUUGGCGCGGAGAAACUGUGGCGGGCGUAACGCGGAAAAUUGAGCUAGCGGUGUUUUUUUCCUAACUUAACCUACGACAAUCUUCAGUUGCGCGCGAGCUGUCCCCGCACGCGCCUCGCGUAUCAUCCGACACGAAAAUCUACGAAAAUCCGCCGAAUGGACCCCGAGUCGGUGGCGAGCUCGCCGAAUUCACUUUCCGAACUCCAUGUGAGUGUGUUCAAAACGUUCCAUUUUCGAAUGCAGCGGAAUAGUCGCGACCGCGCGUUCGAUGACCUCAUAAAGUGAAACUAUUUUUUUCUUUCACUUCGCUCAAUUUUGUGAUGUAGCCAUAGUGCCUCUGUCGUACAAAACUUAUGGAAUAUUGUGAUGUCAAAGUGCAAACUUAGAUAAAACUAGGAUAUAGAGUGUUAGUGAACUAUUUAUUAAUGGAGAAACAAACGAGAACGAACAUUUAAUGUGCAUAUGGACAAAUGCUGCAUGGACUUUAGGGUAGCAGCACCCUGGCCAUGGCGGAGUGCUCGUUCGCGCGGUGCCAGCAGGAACGUCGCGCCAUUCGCAAGGAGCUGCAGCGCUGGACCAAGAACAUGGUCUAUAUCCUCGGUCUAGAACGGGUGGCGGAGGAGUUGAUGGGUCGAAGAAAAUGGAAACUAUAUCAGGACGCGUUAAUUCCAAAACGGGGGGAGGCAGAGUUAUCCAGCGACGAGGAAUCGGUCCAGACAGACCCUCCACCGGCCUUGAAGAUCAAGACUAUAGAGCAGAUCAACGAGGACGACGCGAAGGAAGACAGGGUGGAGGAGAAGGCUCCUCGAAGGCCGGAGACGAUCCUCGAAUCGCUGAUCAAGAGGCCGGCCACGCAGCCCAAGCUGGAGGUGUCAGAGGAACCUGCAGACUGGAAGCCACAGGACAAAUGCUACUUCUGUACGGAUGGUGAGCCUGGAGGGGGGGAGACCAGGCCCGCCGGUGCUAUGAGUCCCGCAUCGGAGUCGGACAGCAGUUCGGUGUCGGAGGCGAAGAGUCCUGCGUCUGCGCCGCCCCUGCUGCAGCAUCUGCUGCAACUGCAGGCGCAGAACCCGCAGACUAUAGCACAGUUUCAGCAGAUGCUGACGGCUCUGGCGGCGCUGGGCAGCGGUCUGGUGCCGCCGCCGCCGCUCUCGCAACCCUGGAUGAUGCAGCGGCUCGUGCAUAGGCAGACCGAUAGGCUACCCGAGGUCGGGGAGAAGGCGCCGGCGUCUUCCUCGCCCAACCUUGCGGAGCAGCCCCUCGACCUGAGCGCCAAGUCCACCUCCAGCACCAGUGGUACUCCGCCUCCUGAUGCCAAGUUACUGGAUAACAGAUUGAAGCGAGCUGUACUCGAGGGCGCCGGCAACAGCGGGCGGCGCGCCUACACGGAGGAGGAGCUGCAGGCGGCGGUGCGCGACAUCCAGGCUGGCCGGCUCGGCACGCGCCGCGCCGCGCUCGUCUACGGCAUCCCGCGCUCCACGCUGCGCAACAAGCUCAACAAGUUCGGCACCCCGCUCGACCACCCCGACUCCGACAACGACAGCGAUGCCGACCGCCCCGACUCGCCCCCCUCCGUCAUCCUCAAGAUACCGACCUUCCCCCCGCCCGACGACAAGAGCCCCUCCCCCGCAGGACAAGUGCAAGCCCCCAUCGCGCCGAUAACGCCACUGAUCCCCACGUCACCGGCCAUCAAGGCACCCUCACAGCUGCUGCUCCCGCCCUCCGUGUUCGCCGACCCUCCCUCGACGCAACACCUCUUCACGUCUCUUAGCGACGUCAUCGCUAAAAGCAUCAGCCAGAAGUUCCAGCAACCCCUAGAUAGGCCACACCACCAGCCCAGUGAACUGAUGUACGCGCGCGGCCCCGACCGGCACGUGUCCGUCAUCAAAACUCCACCCGACAACCAACGCUACCCCGCACCCGGCAACUCUAAAGCCACUCCGAACAACAACGGGCAGCCGGCCACUGGCGGCAAGGGCACGCGGCCCAAGCGCGGCAAGUACCGCAACUACGACCGCGACAGCCUCGUGGAGGCCGUGAAGGCGGUGCAGCGCGGCGAGAUGUCAGUGCACCGCGCCGGCUCGUACUACGGCGUGCCGCACUCUACGCUCGAGUACAAGGUCAAGGAGCGCCACCUCAUGCGUCCGCGCAAGCGCGAGCCCAAGCCGCCGCAGGACGCCAAGCCGCAGCCGCCCAAGCCGCCACCUCCCAAACCGCCGACGAAACCGUUCUCCAACGGACUCAACGGGCCGGAGGGUCCGGGCUAUCCCCCCGGCUACCCCUUCUGGCCGGGCAGCGGGUUCCCCCCGCCGCCCGCUCCCGACUUGUACGCGUCGCACAUGAUGCGACGACUGCGUGAAGAGGCGCCUCCGCCCGCCAACGGGUCGUUCCUGGAGGGCAUCAUCCGGUCGAGCCUGGAGCGGCCGGCGCUGCUGCAGCGGCUGGCGGCGCCGCCGGGCGAGGCGCUGCGGCGCGCGGCGGACGGCGACGAGCCGCCGGCGCGCCGGCCGCGGCUGGACAGCUCGGACCAGGCGCUGGCGGCGGAGAUGCGCGAGGCGGUGCAGCGGCUGCGCGCCGACAAGCUGCGGCCGCGCAACGGCACGCCCACGCCGCCGCCCGCGCCGCCCGCAGAGCCGCCGCCGCCGCCCGCCGCGCCGCCCGACCGCGCCUAGUGCCCGAGACGCCCCGAUCUCCUCAGUCUUUGUGAUAAUAUUAUGUAAAGUACAUUCCGCCGGGCGGCCCGACGCUCGCCGCUCACGCUAGUGCAAUACGGCCCGCUGAGGUUCGUCGUCCGAGACUCGCGUAUCCGUGUAUACUGUUGUAGUGACAAUAACUUAGUCGCAGGCUUCUCGCGCGGGCGCCGUGUCCGACGCUCGACGCUCUUCACCGGUAUGUAGUGUCUCCUCUUUAUGUUUCCGCUUCCUCGGUCAGUCCGGACAGUCCUCACACACACGUCUCCACAUCGACACAUUAUCACCAAAUAUCACAAUAGUUACCUAAAAGUCACAACCAGUUCAAUAUAUCACAGCUUUACUAAUGCAAUAUCACAAUAUUAUAUAGUGUUAGUGUCCCAUGACAGAGAUUCGGAUGCCGUCGGUUGUGACUUGCAGUCGCGUUGCAUGUGCCUCGAGCUGAUCACUAGCCGAGCUAUGGGAGAACUGUUCGGUCACGUGGCGAGCAGUCGCAGCUGUUGUCUGUGGGCGACCACUGCAGGGUAGAACGACACUGCACGUUGCAAGCGGCGCUAGGGUUGUCCAAAAUUCACGCAAAUCCAGAGAGCCUCAAAUUUUGACCUUGUUUUUAAGUAAAAGACAACCAAAAGUUAACGUUAUAAAAUUAACUAUUUAAAAUAUUUUUUAAGUAAUAAAAAACAAUGUAACAAAUUAAUUAUAAAGCUAGCUAUGAGUGUAAAUGUUAUCGAUUUUUAAGUGAACUAUUGCAGAUUUUGUGCGGUGUUUUUAUAAUUAGAUAGGUAAUAUAUUGAAUGAAAUUAUUAGCGCUAUUGGCGGGUAGUGCGGUUGUGGUAUGUUGUCGUCGCCGCGGCCAGGCCGGCGCCCGCGCAUUCGUCCGCCGGCCCAGCCGAGCCACACGGCUCUACGUUCGGACUUAUGUGCAAUUAUUAUUUUGUAUAAAAUAGUAAUUUUAACUGUGUCUAAGCUAACACGUGGAUUUCCAUAUUACUGAAUGUGAUAUUUAGGUAUUACGAGUGCGGUUUGAUCACGUUGACCUGCGGGCCCCAUCAUAUACACGUACGUACAUUAAAUACAUCUAGUGAACUUAUAUAUUUUAUGUACUAUUAUUGUAUCUUAAGAAGAUAAUAUUCUUAUUUUUCAUGGUCCAAGUUUUAAAUGUUUUAUCGACUAUACAAAAAUGUGGAUAAUCAUUAUUAUAUUCUUGUCGACUUUAAAAUUAUAAUUAGCCCAAAAAUCCUCAAAAAAAAAUUGAUAUCUUCAAAUUUGUGAAAUUUUUUGGUGUUCAAUCAAAAAUAUAUUAUGGAAGUACGAGAUGAAAAUGUAUACGCUCUCCCAGAAUUAAAUUUAGGUAAAAACUAUUUGGAUAUAAAAUUAUCAUACGAUACUUAUUGUAAGUUAUGUGUACAUGUGCGCCUCAUGGAAAUUAAGAAGUCUUUGUAUUAUGUAUGUAAUUAAAAUAUACAUAAUUAUAUUAUAUACAAGUUAAAAUUUAAUGUCGUACAUUUUUCUUCGGAGACCACAAGUGAUGUGCAAAAUGAAAGAAGUACAUGGGAUUGUCCUCGACAUUUCGACAUAACAAUUAUAUUAUAUCCUUCUCGGACCGAAACAAAACAAUUUAUUAUAUACAAGUGAUAUUCGAAGUCAUUAUCCAAAACAAAUACAUAUCCCCAAUGGCGAGAUGUCGAGCUCUCUCAAAAGGAAAAAAAAAAAAACAAAAAUUUUUAUAUUCAAAAUUUUAAACUAGUCGAUAGCAUGUCUUCACUUUUGUUUCUCUGUGCAUAAUUUUCGACGUCUUUUUAGCAUUUAAUCUUAAAAAAGUUAAUCUAUAAACGUUAUGUGCAUUUAUCUGAGUGAUGGAUACUUUUGUAUAUUGAAACAAAUAUAACAUUAUUUACCGUCGUGUUGACAUCCCUACCAGACCGCAUUUCCAAAUUUGAAAUGUUGAAAAUCGAACAACUUUUUUUUCUCAAAAAUACGUACACGAAUCUGUGUGUUAUGCCUGACAUUUGUUGAUAGCUUAAACAAAAAGGUUAUUUUGUGUAAGAUUGUACAGACAUAGGAUGGGACAAUUUGCAAAGAGAAUUUAGAUAAUAAUCAACAUUCCGUUUAGAAUGUUAUUAGAUUUUUUUAAUUAAUAAUAUAACUAUUUUUUGCAUCGGGAACAAAUAAUUAUGUUGUUUAAUCUUAUUUUGUAACGUUAGUUAAUUUUUAAGUGGCUUUAUUUUAUGAAAAUAACCUUUAUUGUAUGAUUAAUGUCAUAUUAUAUUGAGAUGUUAUACAUUCAUUGUUUUUGUGCAAAGUGUUUGGGGUUCUAUUCCCGGUUAAAGAGAGUUGCGACUGAUAUGUAGUAGAAAAUAGCCGCGUGCUCGAGGCAUCGGCUCGGUCGGUACAAAUGGUAUAAUACACCGCCUUACACUUAAAAAUGUUAUUAACAGUGAUCUCUCUACACUUAAAAUAAUCACCAAGGCGAGGCGAACGAGGGAAACUUACUUAAAUAGCGUAAUAGCUAAUUAACAUAAAAUAAUUUCCGAGUUGAUUAUUUUUUGGGAUUAUCAUGGAUAAGACUGCUGUUGUCAGAUCACAUGAAGGAGAUACAAAAUAUUUACAAAACUUCUGCCUCCAUUCAAAUACCUCAUUUCAAAAUAGCGAUGCAAGUUAGAUUCAUAAUGUCGGAACUCAACAUUGGUACAUAAUUACAUGUAGUUUGAAAACAACAGUUUUACACCAAAGAGGUCACUGGUUUAUUAGUGAAUCAUUUUUAUUGUAUAUUGUUCAAUCAUUUUUCCACAUAGUUUAAGAAUUUUAGUUAAUAUUGUAGUGUAUUUUUCAAUUAAAUAGGUAGUCCGUAGCAAUUCUUUAAUAUUUUUCUUGUUAAUUUUUUUUUUCGUAAAUGUAAUAAAUUCUCCGUAAGGGUUAGGUUAGUCUUGAACGGCCCUCAACUGGUCCAGAACAAAAGACAAUGAAGGGAAAGUUGCAUUUUUAAUUAAAUCAUUUAAUAUACGUUAAGUAACCGCAGCAUUGCCACUCGUAUCCGAUGCGUCUACUCUUGUAAACGUAUCCGAUCGAAAUGCAAACGUUGACACAAUUUUUAAAUUCGACUUUCGAAUUGUAGAAUUCGAUUUUUGAAUUUGAAACGUUGAAUACGUGUUACUCGUAAAAGACAUUGCCAGGAUGUUAUUUUACGAAGCAUUUUUAUGGACACAAGUUGUUUGUUUGUGUGACUGUACCUAACUUGGUGCGGUUUCCAGCUGUACACUGUGUCGUCGUGUCCGCUCGAACAUACGGGAGAUGUUACGCUUAGCUAGUAUUGUGUCGGACACGGUGCUCGCCUGUGUACAGCUGACAACCGGCCCCUCUAUAAUGUAAGAAUCACCUAUUGUCGUCACUAAUUGUUUUCCCUUUACAUCUUGUAUGUAUUUCUAGAUGGUUAAUUUUAAAACAUUAAUGAUUAUUGUACUAUUAUUACAAUAAUUGACUUAUUAUUAUUGACAUUUAGCAUUAUCGUGGAAAGGUAUAGAAUAUUGAAUGAAAGUUUUUUAAUGUCUUGCUAGACGCAGUUCGCGGGUGUUCCACAUUCGUGUUUUUUUUUUUAUAAAAAUUAUGUACAACAAGAAGCAUUUAAUUUUAGAAAUAUUAAAUACCUAUAAUGUUAUAAAUUUAUUGAACGGAUAGCAAAUCAGGUAUUUGCUAUCUCGAUGUAUUUAUUUUGAAUAAACGCUUAAAAAUAUUACAUCACACUGCUGGGGGACAUUUUCUUAGAAUGUUUUCUUUGCGAAAUUUAUUAUUGGGAUUCUUUUUGUGAUUUAAAAUGAAAUCAGUUAGGUAAUGGACCAAUGUAUAAGCUAGAUAAAACUGUUAUUUCCUAAAGAAUCGAUAAUGGCUCACGUUUUUUUUUAUAAUAUAUAAACUGCGAAAUGAGCUAACAAGAUCAAAUUAUAAUAUUGUUAUUUAAUUAUUGAGUACAAGUUUUAAUGAAAUAUUUUUUUUUUCAAUAUACCUUACUCGCCUCUUUAUUUUUGUUAUUUUGUUCCUUUAGUUUUUAUUAUUAUUGUUUAAAUCAUAAACAGAUGAUUAGAUUUCGAGUUUAAUUUAAGCGACUCAUAAUUAUUUUUAUUAUAAAUUAUAAAAAUAUUAUAUAUCUUUCAAUUCCUCAGUAAGAAAAGUGAUGUUUAUAGGUUAUUUCCGAACCCAUAUCAUUGACGAACGAAAUCGUAAAAAUUGGCGAAUAAUGUGAUUGGCACAACACUAUUGUAUUAAAUCUAGUCAAAUUUUUAGGAUGGUGAAAAAAUUGAGAAGCUAAGCUUACGACGAUUCGACUGAAUUUUUGAUAAAAAAAAAAUUAAACAAACGUCCAAAACCGUCGCUAGGCGACUUAAAAAAAAAAGUUGAUUUGACAUUGUGGAAUUGUAGCCGAUGUUUGUAAAAAUACUGUUUUCUUACUUAUACUGUAACUUGAAUAGGAUGAUUUGAGUGAAAAAGUAAUGUUUUUUCAUAUGUAAUGUCCUUUAUCUAUAGGAUCUUUAUACCUUACGUUAAAUAUCAUAAUGAAAUGGCUGGUUAGGCAGGUGUAAUAAUGUGCGAGGAUAUUUAAAACCUGUAUACAAUAAAUUUCUUUCAUUUGUUGAAA